AGGAGCCUCGGGCCAUGGCGGGUGAGGACCACCCGUGGCAGGGCAGCAUCCUCUACAAUCUACUGAUGAGCGCGAAGCAGAAGCACGCGGCUCCGGAAGAGCCCAAGGUGCGCUUAGGGGCUCAGUGCUGGGGUUGCGCCUGCGGCGCUCAGCCCUUCGUGGGCAGGGAGGGAUUGCCCGGCGGGCAAGCCAUGUCCCUCCUGUACCGCUGCUGCUUUUGCGGGGAGAACCACCCGCGCCAGGGCAGCAUCCUCUACUCUAUGCUCACUAGCGCCAAGCAGUCAAGCGCGGUGACAGAGGCGCCCAGGGUGCGAUUCGGAGCUCCGUGCUGGGGCUGCGCCUGUGGCAGCGCCGAGCCCCUGGUGGGCAGAGAGGGGCCGCCGGCCGGCCGGGCCCCCUCGUUCCUGUACCGCUGUUGCUUCUGCGGAGAAGAGCACCCUAGGCAGGGCAGCAUCUUGUACAGCUUGCUCACUAGCGCCAAGCAGACGCACGUGGCUCCGGAAGCGCCCGAGGCACGUCGCGGAGGCGAGUGGUGGCAGCUGUCCUACUGUACGCAGAGUGUGGGUGCCUCCGAGGGGCUGCAGAGAGCACAGGCCAUGGCGUUCCUAUGCCGCGGCGGCUACGGGUGCGGUGACCAGCAGCCCCAGCAGAGCAGCAUUGCCCCUGGCACGCCCGGGAGCGCGGAGCAAACGCCCGCGGAGCAAACGCCCGCGGCUCCGGAAGAGCAGCCCAGGGCCCCCUGGUGGGACGCCUCGUCUGGCGUGCAGCGUCCGUUGGCACUCAAGAAUCCACAGGUGGUGUGCGAGGCAGCGUCUGCUGGCCUGCUGAAGACCCUGCGCUUCGUCAAGUACUUGCCCUGCUUCCAGAUCCUGCCCCUGGAUCAGCAGCUGGUGCUGGUGCGGAGCUGUUGGGCGCCCCUACUCAUGCUUGAGCUAGCCCAAGAUCACCUGCACUUCGAGAUGAUGGAGAUCUCCGAGCCCAGCGUGCCGCAGAAGAUGCUCACCACCAGGCGGCAGGAGACGGAGGGCGCGGAGCCCGCAGAGUCCCAGGCCACAGAGGAGCCACAGAUGGUGUCGUCCACAGAGGCUGGGCACCUGCCCUCAGCCGCAGCGGUCCAAGCCAUAAAGAGCUUCUUUAUCAAGUGCUGGAGUCUGAACAUCGAUACCAAGGAGUAUGCCUAUCUGAAGGGGACCGUGCUCUUUAACCCAGACCUGCCUGGCCUGCAGUGCGUGAAGUACAUCCAGAGCCUUCAGUGGAGAACUCAGCAGAUCCUCAGUGAGCACAUCAGGAUGAUGCAGAGAGAGUACCCGAUCAGAUCGGCUGAACUGAAUAGCGCCCUUUUCCUGCUGAGAUUCAUCAAUACUGAUGCCAUCACUGAACUCUUUUUCAGACCCAUCAUUGGUGCAGUCAGCAUGGAUGAUAUGAUGCUGGAAAUGCUCUGUGCAAAGUUGUGAAGGCGUGUGGGCUACUCAAGUGCAUUUUACCAUAGAAGAAGGAAAAACCUUAGCUGUAGGCAGAAGAGUGCUAAAUAUUGUGAAAACAAACUUUCUUGUAUUUUUACAUGCAUAGUAUAUUUGUAUUCAAUUGAAGAAAUACUUUAGCUACAGGCAGUGUAAAAACCCUUCUUCUUCAUACUGGUUCCUUGUAAAGGAAAGCAUUUACUAACAAAUAACAUACCUCCAUACAUCUUUAAGAUCAUGGUACUAUGCUAACAAGCUAAUUUCACAAAUGUAACUUCUCUUUCCAUUGACCCUGCCAAAUAAAAUUUAUAAUAGUAAGUUUUAAUAAAAUUUAAGAUAUUAACCACUAA
Molecule: messenger RNA, 1810 nt
Organism: Peromyscus eremicus (cactus mouse)
Lineage: Eukaryota; Metazoa; Chordata; Mammalia; Rodentia; Cricetidae
Gene: Nr0b1
Product: nuclear receptor subfamily 0 group B member 1
Exons: 2
Coding region: 15-1454 (479 amino acids)
Biological process (GO): negative regulation of transcription by RNA polymerase II
Cellular component (GO): cytoplasm; nucleus
Molecular function (GO): transcription corepressor activity; transcription factor binding
Source: RefSeq, a predicted model, not a curated record